This is a messenger RNA of Conger conger (European conger), 5337 nucleotides long. RefSeq names its product cadherin 6 (gene cdh6). Gene Ontology annotation, molecular function: cadherin binding; calcium ion binding. The transcript has 11 exons. Gene Ontology annotation, biological process: homophilic cell-cell adhesion; adherens junction organization; calcium-dependent cell-cell adhesion. NCBI's taxonomy places the organism in Eukaryota, Metazoa, Chordata, Actinopteri, Anguilliformes, Congridae. The coding region runs from base 233 to 2683 and encodes 816 amino acids. The record is from RefSeq and is a predicted model, not a curated record. Gene Ontology annotation, cellular component: adherens junction; plasma membrane; catenin complex.
UAGGCUAUUGCGGCUGCAAGAUUCGGAUACGCAUCUUACUGCCUCUUUCAUUGCUUCUCUUUGGUAGCACGUUUUAACUGCUUUAAAGGUUUGGUGAUUUUGGACCCGACCUUGCGACCGACAGCUGAGACAGGACACACGCGGAAAGCUAUGAGCCUGGACCCCUCUUCCCUGACUGAAGGAUAGGGGUACGGAGAGGGGCUUUGUUGGAGGCGGCUGUGAGCUGGAUACAAUGAGAACUUAUGUAGUGCUGGUGCUUUGGGCAUCCCUGGCCUGCCAUGGGGAGGCCCUGGCCCUUUACAAAAGGACUACAGAGGCCACGGCACAGGGGACAGCAGGGACGAGGCGGGACUCUGCGGUGCCUCUGAGGCGGUCCAAACGGGGGUGGAUGUGGAACCACUUCUUUCUGCAGGAGGAGUACCGGGGAACCGACCACCAGUACGUCGGCAAGCUCCACUCCGACAUGGACAAAGGAGACGGGAGUGUGAAGUACGUCCUCACCGGAGAGGGAGCGGGGACCCUGUUUGUGAUCGAUGAAAAGUCGGGCGACCUUCACGCCACCAAGGGGCUGGACAGGGAGGAGAAGGCCAACUACACCCUCCGAGCCCAAGCGGUCAACAGGUACACGGGGCGUCCGCUGGAGCCCUGGACUGAUUUCAUCAUCAAAAUCCACGACAUCAACGACAACGAGCCAAAGUUCUCCAAGGAGGUUUACACCGCCAGCGUCCCCGAAAUGUCUGAAGUCGAGACGAGUGUCAUCCAGGUCACUGCCACAGAUGCCGAUGACUCCCUGUAUGGAAACAGCGCCAGGCUGGUCUACAGAAUGUUAGAGGGUGACCCCUACUUCAAAGUGGACCCAGACACAGGGAUCAUCAGGACGGCCCUCAGCAAGAUGAACAGGGAGUCGCGCGAGCACUACCAGGUGGUGAUUGAGGCCAAGGACAUGGCCGGGCAGAGGGGUGGCCUCUCGGGCACCACCAAGGUCAACGUCACCCUGACGGACGUCAACGACAGCCCGCCUCGCUUCCCGCAGAGCACAUACCACUUCAGAGUUCCAGAGUCCAUCGAGAUGGGGUUUCCUGUUGGAAGAAUUAAGGCAGAAGACGAUGACAUCGGCAGGAAUGCCGAGAUGGAUUACAGUAUCAUUGGAGAAGAGGGUCGUGGUACCUUCAACAUUGUGACAGACAAGAGAACGCAGGAUGGAAUCAUUAUUGUCAAGAAGCCUCUGGACUUUGAGAGGAAGAGGAGCUACACGCUGCAGGUGCAGGCGGAGAACACGCACCCGGACCCGCGCUUUCUUCAGACGACCUCUUUCCGGGACAGCACCACGGUCCGGAUUGCCGUGGAGGACGUGGACGAGCCGCCGAUCUUCGAGAGGCCCAGCUACAUCAUGGAGGUGAAGGAGGACGCCUCGGUCCGGACACCAGUGGGCUCGGUCAGCGCAGUGGACGCUGACAUCCAGCAAACCCCCGUCAGGUACUCGAUCGACCGACUCUCAGAUCUGGACAGGAUGUUCAACAUUCACUCGGUGAAUGGGUCUAUCUUCACACUACGACCACUGGACCGUGAGGAGACCUCCUGGCACAACAUCUCUGUUAUUGCCACCCAGUUUGGCAAUCCCAAACUGCUGAGCCGUGUGCCAGUUUACAUUCGGGUGCUGGACGUCAAUGACAACGCGCCCACGUUCGCCACUUUCUAUGAGACAUUCGUGUGUGAGAACGUCAAGCCAGCGCAGAGGAUACAAACAGUGAGCGCUGUGGAUGCAGACAACCCUGCUGGCGGGCACAGGUUCUACUUCAGCUUAGCUCCCGAAAGUGCAGCAAAGGACAACUUCACCGUUCGAGAUAACAGAGGUGAGCAGCGCCCAACCUCACUAUACCGCAUGUAUUGUAUUAUUAAUAGAAGUAUAUAUGACCAUGCGCAUUUCUUUGUAGAUAAUACGGCCGCAAUUCUGACACGCCGCGGGGGGUUCAGUCGCCUGCAGCAGAACAUCUACCUGGUUCCCGUGGUGAUCCUAGACGGGGACUACCCCAUGCAGAGCAGCACGAACACGCUGACGGUGCGCGUGUGCGCCUGCGAUCGCGAGGGCAACGUGGAGCUGUGCAGCGCUGAGGCGGUGCCACUCACCGCCGGACUCAGCACCGCCGCCCUGGUGGCCAUCCUCAUGUGCAUCAUUAUCCUCCUCUUGAUCGUUGUUCUGUUCGCCGCCCUGCGGAGACAGAAGAAGAAGGAGCCUCUAAUCAUCUCCAAAGAGGACGUGAGGGACAACGUGGUGAGCUACAACGACGAAGGUGGCGGGGAGGAGGACACGCAGGCCUUCGACAUCGGCACGCUGCGGAACCCCGAGGUCAUGGACGUCAACAAGCAGCGACGUGACAUCGUGCCCGACUCGCUCUGCCACCCUCCCGUCCGCCGCCCUGCCGCCGCCCGAGACAACACUGACGUCCGGGACUUCAUCAACCAAAGGGUGCAGGAGAACGACGGCAACCCCACCGCGCCCCCUUACGACUCGCUGGCCACCUACGCCUACGAGGGAAACGGCUCAGUCGCCGAGUCUCUGAGCUCGCUCGGCUCGGCCACCAGCGAGGGGGACCAGGACUACAAUUACCUCAGCGAGUGGGGGCCUCGCUUUAAGAAGCUGUCUGACUUGUACGGGGGGGCAGACAGUGACCGGGACUUUUAACAUGCCCCUCCGCCCUCCUCCUCCCUAAGCACGAGCAACUUGUGCGCCACACAGCGGCCGCAAAAAACACAGAGGCUUAAAGAACUCUGCCGCUGUUUUACAAAGUGUCCUUUUACUCUUUAGCUACCAACCUUGUCAGUGACCAGGAAGUAACUUAGCACGUCCUGUGUCUGUGUCAUUUCGUUCCUGCGAGGUGGAGACAGUUGACAUCUCUUCAAAAGGCGUGAUUCACGAACAAGAAAAAUCUGUGCAUACUCUAUCACAAAAUCUCAAAUGUGUUUCUUUAUCUGUUGCCUUUCAUAGGAAAUAUCCAUUCACAUACACACAAACACUCACUCACACACAUUUGGUUUUGUGGGAAAAAUAUAAAUAUAAGAAUUAAUUUUAUUGCUUGAACCUAUCGGUUCCAUUUGCUGUGGCUGGAAUUUCAUAAUAGAAGUACAUUUCAUCAACCACCCCAUUUCACCUCAAAGUCUACUUCUGUCUUCUGUUCAGCCUUGCACAUAUGUGACUACUAGCUAUCUCUAAAUAACCUUAUACCCACAUUAUUUUGUCAGGGCACAUUCCUGGACCAAAGGUCGUUUCACAUUUUUUGGAAUGACAUUUUGGAUACUUCCAUUACUGAUUUAGGCAAUACACUGAAAUUGGUGUGCAUAUGUGUGUGUUUUUCUCUUUUGUUUGACAUAUUGGAUCAUUUUAUAAGUCAUUUGAAAUUCAUCCUGGAAUUAAUUGGAAAUUGAUCUAUAGGUGUCAUUGGGUAGUAUAAAGUUUCUUCACCGUGCAACUGUUGUUGAAGUAAUUCGAAGGACCUCGAGUAGGGAUCUAAAGGACUUCAUUGAAAAUUGGAACGGGUUUAAAGGCAUACUUUGCAGGAUUUUCACCUUAAAAUGAUAAAACAAUGACAAUGAAUUGAUGCGUUUGUGAGUAUGCAUGCCUAUAUUACAGAAUUGUGCAAUGCUUCUUUCCAGGCUGGCCAGAGCAGUCUGAAAUCCACUGGUGAACUUACGUUCAACUAAAGUUAGCAACCCCAUAAUUAUUCUGCAUAUGGUUUUUGCUAUUGGAUAUGUCAGUCAAGCAUUUUGGCAUACUUUGUACUGUCUGUCUGCCAUGAAUGCCGCUAUUACUGCUAUUAUGAAAGCGACGCAAUUGCAGUAACUUGGCUAGCUACUAACCUUAACUAAAUACAAACAUCUGUUAAAUAGCUAGCUAAAUGGCUUGGGUGGAAAGCAACUACUAAAGCAGAUGACUUAUGAAGCAUAUUCAACCAUGGUUUUCUAGCCAUAAUCAUCUUGGGGGUGUAGGCGGGGUUGAGAAUGACGGUGUAGACGUUUUUAUCGGUAGACGGGAGGGAGCAAGGAAUGAAAUCCUGCAUAAUACGCCUUUAAAGAUGAGUAGAUUUUUGCUAUCACUUUCACUGUUCUCCAUCUCUCCAUCAUCGUUGUUGUUUGACUGAAAUAAAGAAGAGGUGAUGUCAUGUUAACUGAGAUGUUAACUGAGUAAUGCCACUGGCUAAUCCACAUAACCCCCCAUCCCUACACUACUGUCUUACCUACAGACCACACUGAGAGGUGUCUGACAUUUAACAGCAGUCUGGUGGACUAAUACGAUUCUUUUAAUAUGGAAAUUGUACUUGGUGGAUUUCUGUUGUGUCAUAUCUAUCAUUUUAUAUUAUAAUGCAGCAAUUCAAAUAGUUUUGACUUCCCUUUCACCACCUGUAGAGAGAAUGUACAAAUAUUUUCUAACCUUCUUUCUUUUUAUAAAUACAUAUAUAUAUAUACAGUAUAUAUACCGUGAAAAUAUGUUUUAUAUACCUUUCACUUUGAGAAACGUGUUGACAUUUUUUUCUGAAAUGGUCCAGAUUGUGUUAAACCAGGAAAUUGUGGAAUCCAGGCAGUUGUUUUUGUAUUUAUAAACAGUGCUUUCUAGUGCAUUAUGGAAAUGUAUAAUGAACGUGUCAUUGUUCUCCUCAAAUUAGUUUAAAAUGGCCAAAUGGUGUGUCUUUACCUAUUUUUCUGCUUUUCCACGUAAGUGAGACAGUACCCUGAAAUGCGUGUGCGUGUAUGUGUGUGCGCGUGCUUGCGUGUGUGUGCAUGCGUGUGUGUGUUUUCUGGGAUGGUGGAGUAACGUUUAAAUUUCAGCUUAUGGCAACCAUUGGGAAAUGGUGAAUCUGCCUCCCCGAAUACCCAGAUUGGCUCCCAGGCUGAAUGUGGUGUCCUGCUGAAGAACAAUGCCGUGGAAUUUGUACUGUAUAAGCAUAUGGAAUUAGGUCCUAAGAAAAUGAGAUCAUCAAGGCCGUUUGACGGACCUCAAUGGACCUGCUCCAUUUCUGAUAUGAAAAAAAAAAAUCAAGCAUUAGGUCUAUAAAUGUUCAUUUAGAUACAGUCGGCCCAUUUGCUGCAGCUCUGCAUUCUGUCUGUGACACUUUGUAUUCCUGAACGGUCAGGGUUUGUUUGCAGUCACUUCCGAAGAGGAUAUCGUCAAUGCAUCUUUCUGCUUUGUAUCUUGUGACUUUGUACCAAAUAUUUAUACACACAUCCAAUGUUGCUGUUUUAAUGUUUUAAAGAAUGUUUUCAGAACGUUCCAGCGUGCAUCUGGGCCAUCUGCAGCUUGACCAUCAAUGUAUUAUUAAACGUUUGCAUUUAUUACAAUAAAUA